AUGGACAAAAAUACUUCUGCUUUAACUAGUAACUGUAGCAAGUCCUCAAAAAUUUCUUACAUUAACUGCACUCAGGGACAGCUAGUCGAAGAAAUGGUUCCGCCUCAAAAUGAUAGCCAAAGAGUCUGUGAGAAGAAACAAAACAAUUCCUCUGAUUGCAAAGGAAACUCCAACAUUAUGUCGUCUGAUUCAAUCACGUGUUCAAGUUGUGUGGAAAUUGGUUUAUCCAACAGCUGCAAACCCAACAGUCAGAGUUCUGUCACGUGUCAUCCUUUCUGCCCAGAAGCUUGUAACUGUUCUGGGAAAAGCUACAUUUGUGUGAGAGACCAUUGCCCAGCGUAUACAGAAAAACUCGUAUUACAAAACGUUCGUUGUGGGACUCUGGAAUUGGAUGAUUACCACGGAGAAAGAUACUUCUUACAAAGCAGGCACAUAUUCAAGCUUGAAAUAUGUAAUUCUUUUAUAACAGAGCUGAAAGUUUAUCAAUACGACCGUUUAUCUCUACACAAAAUCAUUAUUAUGCAUAGCACCGUUGACAAAAUAUAUGUAGAUUCUUUGGGUAAUCGAAUUGUUUAUGAAGCAUUACAUUCUCUGCACGUAUUUAACUCAUCGGUAUCAGACCUUGAAUUCGAGGACUCUAGAAUGGUAACAUCAAUGAAUGCUACAUAUUAUAUUCGAAAUGUUAAAUUUAAUUAUAAACCAGAAAUCUAUGAUAUUUCUGGUAACUCAUUUGAAGACUUUGAACGCUCUUAUUUUAACGUGCGAGAUAUGUUGAAUGCAAGCUACAACGCGUUCACAAAAAUGCCUAAGAUUUCUGGUUGUAGAAUUGUAGACGUCAGCUUUAACAGGCUCACAAGCUACGAACAUUCUGCGGCUGGUACACAUGUUUUAUUCCUGAACAACAACAAUCUCAAGUCUGUCAGAAGAGCAAAUUACGACCCAAAAGUCGGAACCAGCUUGAGAAUUCUUGAUAUCUCGUACAAUGACGUUACGGUUGUCAAUGCUGGAGAGCUUCUCGCCGCUAAUUUGAUAUUUCUGAAUUUGUCAAACAACAUUAUUCACUCAAUACACUUUGAAGCAUUUGUUGGUACACCUCAGCUCACCUCUCUUGAUUUGUCACAUAACAACAUCUCAGCAAUCACUGCUGGAACCUUCCUUCCACUAAAGAAUUUGGAAGAGCUAUAUUUGCAAGAAAACUCCUUUCAGGUCACUCUUGGCAUGUUUAUAGGUCUUUCUAGUCUACGAUGGAUGGAGGUUAGUCAUUUUACGAUAUGCUGCGCUAAACCCAACAGCAGAUAUGAUGUUCAAUGUAUAGCUCCGGUGAAUGCGAUUUCCUCUUGUAAGAACCUGAUAGCAGUACUUGUCCUCAAUGUUUCAAUAUGGUACAUUGCUUUAAUAGCGGCUUUUGGAAACAUCGCUGUUCUAAUAUUUAACGUUGAAAAAUCUAAAGGCAAAAAAGAGGAAGCGUAUUACAUCCUGGCAUUUAAUUCAGCCUGUGCUGACUUUUUGAUGGGUGUGUAUCUCUUUAUCAUCGCUUUUAUAAAUCUGCAUUAUACUGGACAGUAUGGGAUGAACGACUACGUUUGGAGAAAUAGCUAUAUGUGUACCCUAGCAGGAAUAAUGGCCACUUUGUCAAGCGAGGUAUCUGCUUUCAUUCUUUUGUUCUUCACCCUCGAUAGACUUAUUAUUGUCAAGUAUCCAUUUUCAGAUGCUAGACUUACAAAGAGGAAAGCGUAUUUGCUUAUGCCUACUGUAUGGAUGUUGUCUUCCUUCUUAUCUUUAUUCCCUUUAAUUCCGAACACCGGUCUUGAGAACUUCUACGCACAGUCUGGAAUAUGUGUUUCACUACCUUUGUCUGUUGAUAGAAGGCCUGGAUGGGAAUACUCAAUGAUUGAGUUCGUGGGUAUCAAUUUUCUUCUUUUCCUUGGCAUUCUUGUUGGACAGAUAUUCGUAGAAGUUAUCUGUGUUGGGCGGAACGUGAGAUCGACCAAGACAAGGCAGAGGGAAGCUUCGCUGGCUAUGACGCUGUUUGUCAUCGUUAUUACCGACGUCUUCUGUUGGAUACCUAUAGGGAUAUUAAGAAUGCUGACCUUUUGGGAAAUUGAGGUUUCGCCUGAAGUGUAUGGCUGGAUGGUUGUAGUAGUUAUGCCUAUCAAUUCUGCCAUUAAUCCAAUUCUCUACACCCUGUCUUCUGUCAUCAGGAAAAAGAGAAUGGAAAAUUGGGAAAAUAGUUCCGAGCUGAAAAAACAACUUUGUACGCUUAAGCUCAGGCUGGAAAACACCAGAGACAGAACCAUCAGCACCGUGUCUGACAAACUGUCUGAUAACCCAGACCUUCAUGACUGUCCUACAUUAAGAAUCAGGGAUGUAAAAGAACAGAUGGGGACCGAGGACAGCAAGGAGGCUCAGAAUGAAGACAGUUCUAUGUAG
Molecule: messenger RNA, 2430 nt
Organism: Saccostrea cuccullata (small rock oyster)
Lineage: Eukaryota; Metazoa; Mollusca; Bivalvia; Ostreida; Ostreidae
Product: G-protein coupled receptor GRL101-like
Exons: 4
Coding region: 1-2430 (809 amino acids)
Biological process (GO): adenylate cyclase-activating G protein-coupled receptor signaling pathway; activation of adenylate cyclase activity; hormone-mediated signaling pathway
Cellular component (GO): plasma membrane
Molecular function (GO): G protein-coupled peptide receptor activity; protein binding
Source: RefSeq, a predicted model, not a curated record